CGCCAAAUUACGGCAUUAUAUUUUAGGCAAUACGCAUUGUUAUAUUUGCCUUAAAACAUGAAUUUCUCUAGCAAUAAAUGCUCUCCAAAUUAUCGCAGUUCCGUCGCACAGCCCAGACAAAACACGCAAAUGUCUCGUGUCAAUGUGCGCGAGAGUUUGGAGCUGCGGCGACGACGUGCUGAGGCCAAAAACUAUUUGAAAUGGGGUUUCAUCAACUUAAUCAUGAUAGCACUGAUCUCAUUUGAUCUCUGGCAGACAUGCCUCUCGGCCAGAACCACCUUCUGGUACCAGGCGGAGUACACACUCGCCGUGUGCGUCUUCAUGAGCGCCACCGCCUGCAUCGGCAAGUACAUCUGGUGGCUGAUGGUGGACAGCGGCCCGGUGUGCGUCACGGAGCUGCAGCGGUGUCUGCUGGACGAAGGCAAUGAUAAUACAUUCAAGGCUGUGAACAAUAUGUCGAAGCCGCGCGCCUACGAACCGAAUUGUGAUGAAUUGGAUACUGGACCCAUUAUCAACUGGCAUUCUUCGUUUGAGGACUCACGCUGGGGCACGCAGUCACCACGUCGCAGUCCUAGUCCGAUGCGCACGCCGCACCAACAACAGAAGCACCAGCAGCAGCAGCAACAGUUCAACAAUCAAUCCUUUCACAAUCAAUCUUACAAUAAUCAAUCGUAUAAUCGAUCCAUGGGCGCAAAUAACUCACUGAACACCAGUAAUGUGAGCAAUGAGUCGGUCUAUAUGUCGCCCUACGCGGAAGUUUGUCGCGACGAUUUCCCAACCGAUGUGCGCAAGCUGCCGGCACUGAUGAGACGGGCAGAGCGGGAACGUGAACGCAGCUAUGCCGAGCUGGCCGAUACAUCAAAUAUGCAGACCAUGGAUUCGGGAAACUCAUUUUGGAAUUACUGCAAUAAUGCGGCGUAUAUGCUAAAGCGAACGAUCUAUCAGCUGGCACCGGCGCCUGUACCCUCCACAGAGAAUGCGCCCUCUUCGAUUGAGGAUUUUGGCUUUCUUCAGUUCAGGGAUAGCAACUCGGAGGUCAUCAAGCGCAUCUCGACGGUCAAGUUGUCGCAAUACUUAAGCAAUCUGCGAUAUUGGAUAUCCACAACCAUAUUGCAGCGCCUAGUCACGCAGAUCGAUCAUAUGGACGAAGUGUUCCGCCAACGCGGCCUAAGCGAUUUUAAGAUCGGCGCCGUCGGUCUGGAGCGUUUGCGCAAAAUGGCGGAGAACCAACAGUUUGUGCAGAGCUGUGCACCCAUGCUGCCGCUGCUGUUGCCCUUUCUGGACACCUUCAGCAACCAGGAGUAUCUGGUGCAGCGCAUUAGGGAUCUAUCGCAGGGCUCCUGCAUUGGCGACUACCGCUGGAAUUCGGGAAAUACACACAACGGACAGGUGUGGGGCGAGCAUCUGCCCACAGACGCUGCAAUAUUGUUUCAUCUGUUCUGCGUGUACUUGGACAGCCAAUUGAUGCCCCUGCCACAAGGUGGCGGACGGCCAUUCCACUCGCGUUAUGUGCUCACACGCGAGGAGAAACGCUCCACCAAGGACAUAAUAAAUGCGGUUAAUAACAAAGCACACUGCGCCAUACUCGUGACCAACAAUCAACUGAAGCCCAAGUUUAAUUUCAUUAGCGAAAAGGAGCUGCACAAUUGCGCCUACGAUCGCAACAAUUUGUUUUAUGUUAUCAUACAGUUUCUGAUUUAUAUGCGCACACACCAGGAAUCGGCGCUCGAGGGCGUCAACUUGGGCAAGAGCGGCAUCAACAUAAUGUGCGUAAUCGAUGACUGAGGCAGCGAUAAAAAUUGACUUGGCCAUAAAGCAAUGGCCGCCACGCUUAUUAUAUAUUUUAAUUUCUAACGUUUAUUGUUACUCGAUGGCCCGACAAGCCAUAACAAAUAUUGAGCUAUUAAAUUAUGCAUUGUAAUUAU
Messenger RNA from Drosophila novamexicana, 1925 nucleotides. Its product is annotated as transmembrane protein 209. The record is from RefSeq and is a predicted model, not a curated record. Bases 58 to 1785 code for a protein of 575 amino acids. The transcript is spliced from 5 exons. Gene Ontology annotation, cellular component: membrane. Lineage: Eukaryota; Metazoa; Arthropoda; Insecta; Diptera; Drosophilidae.